GUGACAAGCUUUUAAAAUAUAUUUGAUCAUUUCAAUGUGUUGGAAAAGCUUUCAUUUCAAUUCCGACGAAUCCAUUGAAGAGAAACUAAUAAUCAGAUUAUUGUUGCCUCCUUGUCUCCGAUGUCUCGUGCAUCUUGGAUUCUGAUUUUGAUCCUUUCGAUCAUAAUAGCGCCGUCGUUGAAAGCAGAAUCGCGGACGCUGCUCCGAGAGAUUGACAAUAACAACAGAAGCGGUGAUCAGAAGGUCUACGGCGUUGAACUGACCGCCACGGAUUUCGAUGGAGCUCUCAACGCCACUCCCGCCGCUCAUGCUAUAGUCGAAUUCUACGCUCACUGGUGCCCUGCUUGCAGAAAUUACAAGCCCCAUUUUGAGAAAGUUGCUAGGCUCUUCAAUGGACCUGAUGCUGUGCAUCCCGGUAUCAUAUUUAUGACGAGAGUUGACUGUGCGUUAAAGAUAAACAGAGAUCUUUGUGAUAAGUUUUCUGUUAGUCACUAUCCUGUGCUGUUCUGGGGUCCUGCUACAGAGCUUUCCUCUGGCUGGAAACCCAAUGAAUUAGCAAGUGAAAUACGUGUAAUCGACGACAGACGAACAGCAGAACGCUUGCUUAAUUGGAUCAAUAACCAAAUCGGCAGUUUUUACGGCUUGGACGAUGAAAUCAAGCAUCUUCCGUCCGAUAUAUCGGAUCCUGUACAGGACAAAAGGGAGACUCUGGAUAAGGUAUGUGAAGUUGUAAGGAAACAACUGGCUAUCGAGAAUAACAAACCAGUCACCGGAGAAUCGAAAUUUGUUGAUCUUGGGUUUCAGGCCGAAAUCGUGAUGGGACUUGCAAAAGAAUUCGGGAUCACCGUGGAAGAGGAGAAUGCAGAAACCAUCACAACAUUUCAAGACGCUGCAUAUCUUAUCCAGAAGCUCUGCAGCGAGAGAAGUGCCUAUUAAAAGAAAAACACAUGACCAUAUUGAUGUAUCACUUUCUAGCCUGCACUCUCUUGAACAUUUCGGCAAAUUUCUUAUUUGUGUUCAAUAAUGUUGGAAAUCUCGAAUUAACGUUGUUUGGGAUUUAAACUUCUGGGGAUUCUUACUUAAAUUUGUGUGACCA
This is a messenger RNA of Hibiscus syriacus, 1096 nucleotides long. RefSeq names its product sulfhydryl oxidase 2-like. Lineage: Eukaryota; Viridiplantae; Streptophyta; Magnoliopsida; Malvales; Malvaceae. Gene Ontology annotation, cellular component: Golgi membrane. Gene Ontology annotation, biological process: protein folding. Bases 121 to 936 code for a protein of 271 amino acids. The transcript is spliced from 7 exons. The record is from RefSeq and is a predicted model, not a curated record. Gene Ontology annotation, molecular function: flavin-dependent sulfhydryl oxidase activity; protein disulfide isomerase activity.